This is a messenger RNA of Aspergillus campestris IBT 28561, 988 nucleotides long. RefSeq lists its product as uncharacterized. The transcript has 2 exons. The record is from RefSeq and is a predicted model, not a curated record. NCBI's taxonomy places the organism in Eukaryota, Fungi, Ascomycota, Eurotiomycetes, Eurotiales, Aspergillaceae. The coding region runs from base 139 to 852 and encodes 237 amino acids.
GUUGACGAUCGUGUCGUUUGCGCUGUUCACGUCGUAUUCCUCUGGGAUGGUGAAGAAUUGGCGUUGUCGGCCGCCGUAGCGCGAUCUGGUCAUGUAGCCUUCUGGCUUGCGUCUAGCUUCAGCAGUCCUGCGUCUGCGAUGGAAACGACGAGCUGCAUCUUGACGUCUUCGAUGUUCAACAGCGUCUGCGAGUUGAGGAAGCUCUUGCGGCAGAAAGAGUACUCGUUCCCCCCGGCUGUGCUCCGGACGCGUUUCCACACGCAGUAUGCAUUAUACACAGUGAGCAGGUCGGAGUCGCCCCGCCGGAAGGAAAGCCGUGCAAGGUCCUUCUGCGAGUUGGAGCCCAUGGUGUUGACGAAUGGUGACUUUGAAGAGAGAAUGGCAGCAAUGCUUAGCGAUGCGUCCAGGCACUUGAAAAACGCCCCGUGCACGAUCAACUUUCCGAGGAAGACGUCCAGGGGCAGUUUGGCAAGCUGCGAGCCCAAUGGGGUCAGGUUCUCCCCGUUGGUCAGCGCCUUAACUUCCUUCAACGCAUCGAUCGCCCGGCGGAUGUUCUUCGACGACGGUGGGUCCAGAGCUUCAAGAAGCGUCUGUUCCACGUCUCCGAGUUUGCAGAUCUUGACGCGGAGGACCAGAUCCUGGAGAGACAGCCGGAGCAUUUCGGGAGUUUGUUGUUCAGGAAGCUGUGGAAGUCAGCGUUAUGGACCAACAAGUUCGGUCAACAGCACGUACCACCCUGUCAUGCCUGUGUCGAGUAAACAGGUGGAAGCAGAUUCCGUUCUGAACACGCCCGGCUCGUCCACGCCGUUGCUUCGCGUUGGCCCGCGAGAUGAACGCCUCAACCAACCGUGACAACUGCCGCCUCUCAUCAAACCUGAUCCCAUGUUAGCGGUGUCCAUAGGGACAUCAUUUUUUGUAACUUACCGCAUAGUCUUCUCUUUGCCGGUAUCAACAACGGCAGUGAUGUCGGGAAUGGUAAUACCUAUCU